UACGACCAAUGACCACGGCCAUGCAAAUGUUCGCCCGACUCGCUUUGUCCCGGACGGUUUUAAUGUGAAGCUGCCAGAUUGAUCUCUCAGUUGCAGCACAGAGGAGCGAAAGAUAAAACAAGAGAAGUGUGUCAAGUCGCGCAGAUCACCGGGGUAACGAGCCCGCACCGGACCCCCCCCCCCCCCCCCAUCUCUCUCUCUCUGCUCUCAGCUGGAUCGGGGAUUUUUAUGCACAAAAUGACAUUUGAGGAACUAAAUGGAGAUUGCUCUCAGGAAAGAAUGGAUUCAGUGGCGACAGCUUUGGAAGAAGUCCUCACCUCUGCCCUGCCGCAGGGCUGCAUCACGGUCGGUGUGUACGAGGCUGCCAAGUCCCUCAAUGUAGACCCUGACAACGUGGUCCUGUGCAUCCUGGCCACCGAUGACGAGGACGUCAAAGACGUGGCCCUGCAGAUCCACUUCACCCUCAUUCAGGCUUUCUGCUGCGAGAAUGACAUCAACAUCCUCCGGGUGAACAACACCAGGCGCCUGGCGGAGAUACUGUGUGGAGCAGCGUCAGGAGGAGGAGGAGGAGGGAAGCAGAGUGCUGGGGAACCCCUGGACCUGCACUGUGUCCUGGUCACUAGCCCACACUCUACAUCGUGGAAGGACCCCGCCUUGAGCAAAGUGAACCGAUUCUGCAGAGAGAGCCGCUGCAUGGACCAGUGGGUGCCGAUCAUCAACCUGCCCGAGCGAUGAACUUUGACCUGCGGGAACCUGUGAGAGGACAUUUACUGAACCAGCACAGGAAACGUGAUGUGAGCCCUGAUGGACGUAGAACCGCCCCGGAGAUCAAAUCCCAGAGCACUGCUGAUGGGGAGAGAACAUUCUGCCGUCUUCAUGGGAUGUAUUUAAAAAGAGCAGGUGGAUGGAGUUCCACCUUUGGACAGGAGGACUGUUUGGAGUUCCGUCUGUCAGCCUUUGCGACUGAGAUGAGAUGGCGAGACAAGAAAGCAUGUGUGCUUUUCAAUGUGAGCCGGACACUGUACAGAAGGAUUAUAUCAUGUAUUUGUUUGGUGAAGCCUCGGUGACGCGUCAGAGACGUUGGGAGAAACCAGAACAUGGAGCUGUCGAGUGGACCAAGGCCUCGGCCUCUCUCCCCAGAAACAAAGCACUUGUUGAAACACUGGACCUUUUGCAAUUUCACUUAUUUGAUUUCAAUUGUUCAUGUUGAUGUGGCUAUUGUCGUAAUUUAAAAAGGGAAGGGCUACACAUCCAGUGAAGACAUUCUGUGUUUCCUAUGCCAGAUGUUGUUGUUUUUUUUGCCACAAUUAAAAUAGUUCUUUUGUUACAACUCUAAGUUAUUUCUAAUGAUAUUUAAGUGUAUUUAUGUUUAUUUUUUUUUUUACCUGAACUAUUUACAAAAUCUGAAUACAACACAGACACACAUAUGUAUUGCUGUCAAUAAAAAGUAUUUUUUGAGCCAGAA
Scophthalmus maximus (turbot) is the source of this 1465-nucleotide messenger RNA. RefSeq names its product growth arrest and DNA-damage-inducible, alpha, a (gene gadd45aa). The coding region runs from base 229 to 735 and encodes 168 amino acids. The record is from RefSeq and is a predicted model, not a curated record. Gene Ontology annotation, biological process: regulation of cell cycle. Gene Ontology annotation, cellular component: cytoplasm; nucleus. Lineage: Eukaryota; Metazoa; Chordata; Actinopteri; Pleuronectiformes; Scophthalmidae. The transcript has 4 exons.